AUGGCAAAGUCGAACGCACCACUGUUGCCUGGUCCAGUGCAACAUGCCUUUGAGGUGGAGGGCGCGAAAUCCGAAGCGGCCUCACAGCCGAUCUUUCAGGAGGGAGAUGUGUUUGCGGGCUUCUGCCGCGCUGUUUGCUCCUUCCUGCUGGGAAGGGGACUUACAUCCCUCAACAAGGUGGCGUCGGCGCCGCUGGUGCAAGCGGAGUGGGCGGCUCUGCAACAGCUGCGGGCUGUGGGGAAAAGCACCAAGAUGAAGCAGGUUCUGCUGGAUCGACAUCAGCUUUUUGAGGUUCAGCUGGAUGCCAAGUCGCAACCACAUGUGUGGCUCAUUACGAAUCCGCCGCUGGCAGCAUUGUCCCAUUUCUCCGCCAUGGCCGCCGCCUCUGCCGCCAUCGCCGCAGCCGCUGGGGCCGGCUUCACGGCGCCGGAGGGUGACCUGGGCGUGGCGGGUGUGGCGCCGAUGGCGCCGAUGGAGGCUUCACAGCCGGGUGAAGCCUUGCGUCCAGAGCUGCUGGCAGCGCUGCGGGCGCAUUUGCUGCGGCAGAACGGGCGUGAACGUCACUCCGUGCUGCGGGCAAAGUUCGGGGUGAAACAAGCGCAGCUGCGGCCAUACUUCCAGGUGCUUCCCGCCGGUCAGGACGCAGUGGUUGCCCUGGAUGAAAAGUCCACGGCGCUGCCGUUGCCCAAGGUGCCUGGGCCCAUCAAUAGCAGCGUCAACGAAGCCAUGCAGGGCCUGGCGGCGUUGAUGGGCGAGCUGAACUGCAGCAGGGUCUCCAUAGGCCGCGCCAUGGUCUUUUGUAUGGACCGUGCAGAGCACCAUGCAGCACUGCUCUCAAGGCGUCUCAGCACGGCUCUUGCGGAACCCAGUUUGACGGUGACGCCCUUGGCCAGGUUCUACCUGAUCAGUGAUGUUCUCCACAACGCUGGCUGUGACAAACCAGGAGCCAGGCACUUCCGCGACUGCUUGCAGGACCUGCUGCCGGAGGCGCUGGGCCGCUGCUACCUGCGGCGCCUGGAGCUGCCGCAGCGGAAGAAUGCCGAAGCGCGGCUGCUGGAGGUGUUGCAUUGCUGGGUUUCCUGGAACAUUUUCCCAAGCCUCUACACCAAGGGGUUAGAGGCGCUGCUUCUGUCGCCAGUGUUGUCCUUGGAUGCUGAGAGUGAAACAGAUCUGCUGCUGAAGCAGAAGUUACAGAGAUGGUUCUCAGGUGACCAGUCGCAGCUGCCCUACGCAGCGCGCCUGCGCGGCUUGGCAGGAAAGGCGCAAAAGUCGGAGGUCUGUCGAGCUCGCCUCUGCCACUUUGAGCGCUUUUGGCAUCGCCCGGGCAUGGAGGCCUUGGAGCCCGACGAGGUGCAACGGCCCGCCGUGAACGCCGCAGCCAACGCAUGGGCACCGCGACUUCUUUCCGAUGCGCGGAGUGUCGCUCCUCUGGCGCCGGGUGCUGCGGUGCGGGUGAAACUUCGAGGUUCAGAUGACCUUGGCAUUUGCGAGUUCUACGAGCCGCAGAGCGGCUUGUGGCACGUGCGCUUUUGCGACGGCUUGCAGCGUUUGGCCCCGCAGCAGUUGAUUCGCUUAGGUGGCAACGAAGAGGGUGAUGCCAUCGAUGGCGAAGAGCUCUCGCAACAGGAACUGCAGCAACUGACCGAGGAACCGCCAAUGAAGCGAGCAAGAACUCGGUGUCAGCUGGUCUUCGAUUUCAAAAGACACAGCCGAUUUGGGUCUUGUUCACGUAUGGAGCAUUGGAGCAUGGAUCGAAUUCAAAGAUUCCCCAACUCAAAAAUUGUACAGAUUUGGAUGCUACGGUGUCAGUAA
Molecule: messenger RNA, 1812 nt
Organism: Cladocopium goreaui
Lineage: Eukaryota; Dinophyceae; Suessiales; Symbiodiniaceae
Source: the annotation of a GenBank genome assembly